Molecule: messenger RNA, 1437 nt
Organism: Rhea pennata
Lineage: Eukaryota; Metazoa; Chordata; Aves; Rheiformes; Rheidae
Product: gamma-aminobutyric acid receptor subunit rho-1
Exons: 10
Coding region: 1-1437 (478 amino acids)
Biological process (GO): chemical synaptic transmission; signal transduction; chloride transmembrane transport
Cellular component (GO): synapse; plasma membrane; neuron projection
Molecular function (GO): neurotransmitter receptor activity; chloride channel activity; extracellular ligand-gated monoatomic ion channel activity
Source: RefSeq, a predicted model, not a curated record
AUGUUGACUGUCCAUAAAAUGCAUUUUAGCAUCUUCCUGCUGUUGUGGGGAUGGGUUUUAUGUACUGAAUGCAGAGCCCACCGACAAGGGAAGGAAAUACAUGAGGUGUACAAGAAAGGCAGCCGGCUGCAGAGGCAGAGGCGGGAAGCCCCCGGCGAGGCGCACAAGCAAGGCAGCCCAAUUCUAAAAAGAAGCCCUGACAUCACCAAAUCUCCACUGACAAAGUCAGAGCAGCUGCUGCGAAUAGAUGACCAUGACUUCAGCAUGAGACCAGGUUUUGGAGGCCCUGCAAUUCCAGUUGGGGUAGAUGUCCAAGUUGAAAGUCUGGAUAGCAUUUCUGAAGUGGAUAUGGACUUCACCAUGACCCUUUAUCUGAGGCACUACUGGAAAGACGAAAGGCUGUCCUUCCCGAGCACCAACAACCAAAGCAUGACGUUUGACGGCCGGCUUGUGAAGAAGAUCUGGGUCCCCGACAUGUUCUUUGUCCACUCCAAGCGUUCCUUCAUCCACGACACCACCACUGAUAAUGUCAUGCUGCGAGUCCAACCAGACGGGAAGGUACUUUAUAGUCUCAGAGUUACAGUAACAGCAAUGUGCAACAUGGAUUUCAGUCGCUUUCCCCUGGACACACAAACAUGUUCCCUGGAGAUUGAGAGCUAUGCCUACACUGAGGAUGACCUCAUGCUGUACUGGAAGAACGGGAAUGAUUCCCUAAAAACAGACGAGAGGAUAUCUCUGUCCCAGUUCCUGAUCCAGGAGUUUCACACGACCACAAAACUCGCCUUUUACAGCAGCACAGGAUGGUACAAUCGCCUGUACAUAAACUUCACCUUGCGCCGACACAUCUUCUUCUUCUUGCUCCAAACUUACUUCCCUGCCACUCUCAUGGUUAUGCUGUCCUGGGUGUCUUUCUGGAUCGAUCGCCGAGCUGUACCUGCCAGAGUUCCUUUAGGGAUAACCACCGUGCUGACCAUGUCUACAAUCAUCACGGGAGUGAACGCCUCCAUGCCUCGUGUUUCCUACAUCAAAGCGGUGGACAUUUACCUAUGGGUCAGUUUUGUGUUCGUCUUCCUCUCGGUGCUGGAAUAUGCAGCAGUGAAUUACCUGACCACAGUGCAAGAGCGGAAGGAGAGGAAACUCCGGGACAAGCUUCCCUGCGCGUGCAGCCUCCCUCAGCCGCGGCCCAUGAUGAUGGAUGGCAGCUACAACGACGGUGACGUGAACGAACUCGGGCACUACGUGUCCGAGAACGGAGACAAACAGGACAGAAUGAUGGUGCAGCUGGCGCUGGGGUCUGAAAGGGGCUCAGGCAGGCGGAAAAAUCAGAGAUACGUCAGCAUGCGGAUCGACACUCACGCCAUUGACAAAUACUCCAGGAUAAUAUUCCCUGGUGCAUACAUUCUAUUUAAUUUGAUAUACUGGUCCAUUUUUUCAUGA